CGGCGGAGCCAGCGGCGCCCACCCUCCCGGCCCUCUCGUGUCCAUUCCGGCUGCCCGCCCGCCCCGGCACCAUGACGGACCAAGCUAUCUCCUUCGCCAAGGACUUCCUGGCGGGCGGCAUCGCCGCCGCCAUCUCCAAGACGGCCGUGGCCCCGAUCGAGCGGGUCAAGCUGCUGCUGCAGGUGCAGCACGCCAGCAAGCAGAUCGCGGUGGACCAGCAGUACAAGGGCAUCGUGGACUGCAUCGUGCGCAUCCCCCGGGAGCAGGGCGUGCUGUCCUUCUGGCGCGGGAACCUGGCCAACGUCAUCCGCUACUUCCCCACGCAGGCCCUCAACUUCGCCUUCAAGGACAAGUACAAGCAGGUCUUCCUGGGCGGCGUGGACAAGCACACGCAGUUCUGGCGCUACUUCGCCGGGAACCUGGCCUCGGGCGGGGCGGCCGGCGCCACCUCCCUGUGCUUCGUCUACCCGCUGGACUUUGCCCGCACGCGCCUGGCCGCCGACGUGGGCAAGUCGGGCACGGAGCGCGAGUUCAAGGGCCUGGGCGACUGCCUGGUCAAGAUCAGCAGGUCCGACGGCAUCCGCGGCCUCUACCAGGGCUUCAACGUGUCCGUGCAGGGCAUCAUCAUCUACCGCGCCGCCUACUUCGGCGUCUACGACACGGCUAAA
This is a messenger RNA of Echinops telfairi (small Madagascar hedgehog), 668 nucleotides long. Its product is annotated as ADP/ATP translocase 3. Gene Ontology annotation, cellular component: mitochondrial inner membrane. Gene Ontology annotation, molecular function: ATP:ADP antiporter activity. Gene Ontology annotation, biological process: mitochondrial ATP transmembrane transport; mitochondrial ADP transmembrane transport. The annotation marks the transcript as partial. The record is from RefSeq and is a predicted model, not a curated record. NCBI's taxonomy places the organism in Eukaryota, Metazoa, Chordata, Mammalia, Afrosoricida, Tenrecidae. The transcript has a single exon.